GGCGUCAUUGUCCCCCCGUGGACCUGGAGGCAGAGCACAAAGAUGCUUAGGUUAGGCCACUGCAAGCCAGGGUCCUGGGGCAGCUUCUGGGCCAUCCUGACCUUGGUGGGCCUGGUCGCGCGAGCAGCCCAGAGAGCCGAUCUCAGUGGGGAGGCGACGGGCACCUCCAUCAACCACUCCCAGGUGCUGCUGCAUCGCCUGCAGGAGCUGCUGCGGCAGGGCAACGCCAGCGAUGUGGUUCUGCGGGUGCAGGCGGCGGGCACCGACGAGGUCCGGGUCUUCCACGCCCACCGCCUGCUGCUGGGCCUGCACAGCGACCUGUUCCGGGAGCUGCUGAGUAACCAGAGCGAGGUGAUGCUGCAGGAGCCCCGGGACUGCGCCGCUGUCUUCGACAAGUUCCAGGGCCGCCUGGUGGUCCGCCACGCCUACAGCUUCCACCAGAGCAGCGAGGAGGCUGGCGACUUCCUGGCGCACGCCGACCUGCAGCGGCGCAACUCUGAGUACCUGGUGGAGAACGCGCUGCACCUGCACCUCAUCGUCAAGCCGGUCUACCACACCCUCAUCCGGACCCCGGAGUAG
Messenger RNA from Carlito syrichta (Philippine tarsier), 579 nucleotides. RefSeq names its product BTB domain containing 17 (gene BTBD17). The transcript is spliced from 3 exons. Gene Ontology annotation, molecular function: protein binding. Bases 43 to 579 code for a protein of 178 amino acids. NCBI's taxonomy places the organism in Eukaryota, Metazoa, Chordata, Mammalia, Primates, Tarsiidae. The record is from RefSeq and is a predicted model, not a curated record.